Molecule: messenger RNA, 14228 nt
Organism: Paramecium primaurelia
Lineage: Eukaryota; Ciliophora; Oligohymenophorea; Peniculida; Parameciidae
Source: the annotation of a GenBank genome assembly
AUGAAAUUUUAAUGCUACAGAAUUUUUUCGAUAUUUCUAUUGAUAAUUUGCUAUUUAUCAACAGUGAUUGCAAAUGAUAAUUGUAAUUUUUAUCCAAACUCCCCUUUAUAAUGUAUCUCUAAUACUAGUAUUUUUAAAUGUAUUAUAUCCAUUUCAUUUUUAGGUCAUUUUAACCUAUCAAUAGGAAAAUGCUUAGAGACUUCAUAAUAAAAUUUGGGUUGUUCACAAUAUUUGAAUAGGGAAGCUUGUAUAAAUUAAUAAACAAACAGUUAAGGUGAAAAUAUGUACUGUAAGAAAUUAUAAUAAUGAAAUAGGUGCAUUUUUUGAAAAAUGCCAAACUAUAGAUUAUGCUGAAGUAUAAAAAUUGGGUUGUUUUGGGUAGUUCAAUAAAUUAGCAUGUAUGAAUGUAUAAAAAAAAAAAUGCUUUUGGAAUAAUAGAUGCCAAGAAUUAAAUGAAGAGAAUAAUAAUAGUUCUCAACAAUGUGAUUAAUAUAAUGUUUCUGUUAGCCCUUAUACUUGUCAAUAAAUUCAGUCUGGAUUAUGUAAUAUAUAUAUAUAUUUAAAUAGGUAUGAAUAAUGGAUAUGAUGGAGAUUAUAGAUGUGUUGAAGUUGGAAGAGGAUAAUUAUCAAAAUUAAAAUGUAAUGAUAUAGGAUUAAAUGAUAAAGCAUGUAUUUCUAUAACAACAAAUGAUUAAUAUUGUAAUAUUUCACAAUAUUAAAAAAUUAGGUAUAUUUUAAGAUGGUCAAUGCAAUUCAAUAUAACAAGAAUAAGUUAUAACAUGUGACCAAAAAUUAAAUAAAAAUGCAUGUAUUUCUUUAAUGAAACCUAAUGGAAUUUAAUUAUUAUGUGAAUGGGUAGAUUCAUAAUGUAGAGUAUUUUAAGAAAAAGAAUUUAAAUGUGAAACUAAAAAUGAAGUUAAUGCUUAAGUUUGUACAUAAUCAUAAUAAUUUUGUAUGUAUGAUGAAAAAUAAAAAAAAUGUAAGAGUCUAGAAAUAAAUGAAUUUAAUAAAUUAGGAUGUAAUGCUCCAGGAUUAUCUAAGAAAGCUUGUCUUAAAAUAAAAACAAAAAGAUGUUCAUUUUAUAAAGGAAAAUGUUUAGAAUUAAAUUAAGAAGAUCUUAAUCUUUAUUAAUGUCAUAUGGAUUUAAACGAAAGAGCUUGUGUUAAUUUAAAAAACCAUUCUUAAUUAUGUUUAUGGAAUGGUAAUAAUUGUUAAGCAAUAUUUAUUAAUUAAAAUACUAAUUGUCCUUUAGAAUUAAAAAAUUCAUUAAUGAAAGUUAAUGGAAAUGUCUGUUAAGCUAUAUCUAAACCAAAUGUGAUUUGUAAAUAUGACAUUAAAACUAAUUUAUGUGUUCAAAGUUCAGUAAAUGAUUAAUGUUCUACUCCAUUUCUUAAUUAAUUAGGAUGUUUAAGUAUUUAAAAACAUUAAUAAACAUGUUAAUGGACUAAUAAAGGAUGUGCAUUAAUAAAGAUAGAAUAAAAAUUAACAACUUGUGAAAGUUUAGGUUAUGCCAAUCCAAUUUCUUGUUCUCAAGUUUAUGAAAAUGAUUAAAUAGGAUGUUAUUUUGAUGAAAAAAAAUAGUAAUGCAAAUCGAUCUAAGUUAAUUCUGGUAAUAAUUAAAUAAAACAAUUAUUAAAUACUAUUAGUUGCAAAAAUUUAUCUUUAGGUUUAAAUAAUGUAAUGUGUGCUUCUAUUAAUACUGAAUCAACUCCAUGUAGAUGGUUUCAAUAAUAGUGUGUAUAUUUCUCUGGGAGAAGUGAUAUUUCAGAAGUCCCAUGUUUACAUCUAUAAUAUUCUAAUUAUUAGGCUUGUGCUUUGGCUUCAUUUCAAAAUGAGCCAUGCAUGUAUUCAGAAGACUUAGCUGGAUGCAUAAAUUAUUUUUAAGAAAAAAAUAGAGAUUGUUUUACAUUGGGUUUAAAUUAAAUUGGUUGCGAAUUAAUUAAGGAUUAAUAAAAUUCGAAUUUGUGUUAGUUUUAUAAAAAUAAAUGUGGCUUAAGUGGUUUAAUCAUAAUUGAAGAUCCUGUAAACCCUUCUGAAAUAAUUUUCAAUAAUUUUGAUAAAUGUGAUAAAAAAUCUCUUAUAAAAUAAGAUUGCGCUUCUAUAAUAACAAAGGGAUAAUUAUGUUAAUGGUCAUUAAACACAAACUCUUGUACUGAAAUACCUGUUAAAUAUAAUACAAAAUGUCUUCAGUUUAGUGGUCCAAAUACAAUAAUUAAUCCAAAUGUUUGUGCAUCAAUAGCAAAUGAUGAAUCAGAAUAUUGUGCUUUUGAUAUUUAGAAUACAAAUUGUAAACUUUUUUUCGAAGGUUGUACAACUAUAUGUUGUAAUGAAUUAGAAUUGAUAGGAAUAAAUGCACAUUCAUGUAGUAAAUUUACAAGUCGAAACGAAAUUAAAAACACANAUUAUAUCCAUUUCAUUUUUAGGUCAUUUUAACCUAUCAAUAGGAAAAUGCUUAGAGACUUCAUAAUAAAAUUUGGGUUGUUCACAAUAUUUGAAUAGGGAAGCUUGUAUAAAUUAAUAAACAAACAGUUAAGGUGAAAAUAUGUACUGUAAGAAAUUAUAAUAAUGAAAUAGGUGCAUUUUUUGAAAAAUGCCAAACUAUAGAUUAUGCUGAAGUAUAAAAAUUGGGUUGUUUUGGGUAGUUCAAUAAAUUAGCAUGUAUGAAUGUAUAAAAAAAAAAAUGCUUUUGGAAUAAUAGAUGCCAAGAAUUAAAUGAAGAGAAUAAUAAUAGUUCUCAACAAUGUGAUUAAUAUAAUGUUUCUGUUAGCCCUUAUACUUGUCAAUAAAUUCAGUCUGGAUUAUGUAAUAUAUAUAUAUUUAAAUAGGUAUGAAUAAUGGAUAUGAUGGAGAUUAUAGAUGUGUUGAAGUUGGAAGAGGAUAAUUAUCAAAAUUAAAAUGUAAUGAUAUAGGAUUAAAUGAUAAAGCAUGUAUUUCUAUAACAACAAAUGAUUAAUAUUGUAAUAUUUCACAAUAUUAAAAAAUUAGGUAUAUUUUAAGAUGGUCAAUGCAAUUCAAUAUAACAAGAAUAAGUUAUAACAUGUGACCAAAAAUUAAAUAAAAAUGCAUGUAUUUCUUUAAUGAAACCUAAUGGAAUUUAAUUAUUAUGUGAAUGGGUAGAUUCAUAAUGUAGAGUAUUUUAAGAAAAAGAAUUUAAAUGUGAAACUAAAAAUGAAGUUAAUGCUUAAGUUUGUACAUAAUCAUAAUAAUUUUGUAUGUAUGAUGAAAAAUAAAAAAAAUGUAAGAGUCUAGAAAUAAAUGAAUUUAAUAAAUUAGGAUGUAAUGCUCCAGGAUUAUCUAAGAAAGCUUGUCUUAAAAUAAAAACAAAAAGAUGUUCAUUUUAUAAAGGAAAAUGUUUAGAAUUAAAUUAAGAAGAUCUUAAUCUUUAUUAAUGUCAUAUGGAUUUAAACGAAAGAGCUUGUGUUAAUUUAAAAAACCAUUCUUAAUUAUGUUUAUGGAAUGGUAAUAAUUGUUAAGCAAUAUUUAUUAAUUAAAAUACUAAUUGUCCUUUAGAAUUAAAAAAUUCAUUAAUGAAAGUUAAUGGAAAUGUCUGUUAAGCUAUAUCUAAACCAAAUGUGAUUUGUAAAUAUGACAUUAAAACUAAUUUAUGUGUUCAAAGUUCAGUAAAUGAUUAAUGUUCUACUCCAUUUCUUAAUUAAUUAGGAUGUUUAAGUAUUUAAAAACAUUAAUAAACAUGUUAAUGGACUAAUAAUGGAUGUGCAUUAAUUAAGAUAGAAUAAAAAUUAACAACUUGUGAAAGUCUAGGUUAUGCCAAUCCAAUUUCUUGUUCUCAAGUUUAUGAAAAUGAUUAAAUAGGAUGUUAUUAUGAUGAAAAAAAAUAGUAAUGCAAAUCGAUCUAAGUUAAUUCUGGUAAUAAUUAAAUAAAACAAUUAUUAAAUACUAUUAGUUGCAAAAAUUUAUCUUUAGGUUUAAAUAAUGUAAUGUGUGCUUCUAUUAAUACUGAAUCAACUCCAUGUAGAUGGUUUCAAUAAUAGUGUGUAUAUUUCUCUGGGAGAAGUGAUAUUUCAGAAGUCCCAUGUUUACAUCUAUAAUAUUCUAAUUAUUAGGCUUGUGCUUUGGCUUCAUUUCAAAAUGAGCCAUGCAUGUAUCAUGAAAGAUUCAAAGGAUGUGUUAAUAAUAUUCAAGAAAAAACUACAAAUUGUGAUACUAAAGGAUUGAAUAAGAUUGGGUGUUCAUUAAUUGAUGAUAAUUGUUAAUAUGAUAAAACAAAAUGUAUUAAAUCAAAAGAUACUGAUAUUAUGAUUGAUCAAGAAAUUGAUAAAGAUUAAGAAAUUUAAGAACAAAUAAAAAUAAAUUACAAUUCUACUUAAAAAUGUAAGGAUGCAUAUUUAAAUAAAAUCUAAUGUUCAUCAAUUAUUACUAAAGGAGAAUUAUGUAUUUGGUCUUACACAACUAACUCUUGUACUUAAACUUUUGUUGAAAAUAAUCAUUAUUGUUUAGAAUUUGGUAAUGAAAGAACAAUUGUAAAUCCAAAUGUUUGUGCAUCAAUAAAUUUAGAUUAUCCUGAAUAUUGUGGUUUUGAUUAUAUAACAAAAAAAUGUACAAUUUAUUCUGAAGUAUGUAAAACUAAAUGUUGCACAGAUAAGAAAUUGAUUGGAAUAAAUGCUAAUUCUUGUAGUAGGUUUUCAAGUAAAGAAAUAGGUGUUUAUUGUUAUUUCAAAGAUCUUAAAUGUUAAGAAUUAAAUACAGAAGUGGUUGAUAUAUCCGAUCAAAAUUUAGUUUAACAAUACUAUAAUGAGUUAAAAUUACCUUGUACAUCCAUGAACAUAAAUUCCUGCCAUAUGAUUGAGUGGUCAACUUCUUAACUUUGUUAUUAUAAUGGAGAGGCUUGCUUGAAUCUAGAUUAUUCCUAAAUCAAAGAUUUAAUGUCUCUUACCUAACAUCCUAUAAGAUUAAAUGAAUAUUCUUGUUUAGCAAUUCAAGCAAAGUUAACAAUAUAUAAUAAAUAAAAAUAUUAUACUUAUGAUAAAGUCACAAAAAGAUGUAAAGGAUUGAUAAUUAAUUCUGAAUUUUUAUAUGCUAAAUGUUAAGAUGCCUAUGGAAAUAAAAAUCUUUGUACUAGAUAUACUGGUAAUAACUUUUGUAAAUGGGAUUCAGAUAGACUAAAUUGUGUGACUAUAACUGAAGAUGAAUUUGGUGAAAUUUAAACUUGUAAUUCUAACUUAAAUAUUAAAACUUGUGUUGAGAGUAAAAUAUUAAAUUGUUUUUUUUCUUAUGACAAUGAUGAAUGUAUUUAAGCACCAAUAGAUGUUGCUUGUGAUUAUUUUAAUCUCAAAGGGUUAAUAACAAAUUCAGUAUGCAAAUAUAUCAGUAGGCCUAGUUAGCCUUGUGAAUAUUCUGAAAAUUUAAAAAUUUGUAUAAAAUCAGAAACAAAAUUUGAAAAUUGUGAUGUUUCAAGUAAGAAUGCAAAUAAUAGGGCUUGUUAUACUAAUACAAAUGGAAAUUGUCGAUGGGAUUCAUAGGCUUAUAAAUGUUAUGAAAAUUACACUGAAAUUGCAGAAUUAAAUUGCAAUGACAAUUUAAAUAAAAUUCUAUGUUCUUAAGUAGAAAAACACGCAUGUAUGUGGGAUGAUAUAUUAUAUUAAUGUUAAGAAUUUAAACAAUAAACAUCUANACCCUUCUGAAAUAAUUUUCAAUAAUUUUGAUAAAUGUGAUAAAAAAUCUCUUAUAAAAUAAGAUUGCGCUUCUAUAAUAACAAAGGGAUAAUUAUGUUAAUGGUCAUUAAACACAAACUCUUGUACUGAAAUACCUGUUAAAUAUAAUACAAAAUGUCUUCAGUUUAGUGGUCCAAAUACAAUAAUUAAUCCAAAUGUUUGUGCAUCAAUAGCAAAUGAUGAAUCAGAAUAUUGUGCUUUUGAUAUUUAGAAUACAAAUUGUAAACUUUUUUUCGAAGGUUGUACAACUAUAUGUUGUAAUGAAUUAGAAUUGAUAGGAAUAAAUGCACAUUCAUGUAGUAAAUUUACAAGUCGAAACGAAAUUAAAAACACAAAUAUUUUUUGUUUUUUCAAUAACCUUAGAUGCUAAGAAUUGACAAAUGAUAUAGUUGAUACAUCUAAUGAAGAAUAAGUCAAAUAAAACUAUAAUGAUCUAAGAUUACCUUGCACAUCCAUGAAUUAUAACUCUUGCCACAUGAUCGAUUGGGACAAAUCUUAACGUUGUUAUUUUGAUGGCAAUGUUUGUACUAAUUUCCAUGAUUUUAAAAUCUAAGAUUUAACAAAGUUAACUUCAUAAGAAGCACGUUUAAAUAAAUUUUCAUGUUUAUCUAUUGAAGCAAAAAUCACAUCUCUCAACUCACAAAAAUACUUUAAUUAUGAUUCUGAAAAUAAAAGAUGCAAAAUUUUAGUUAUAACUGAAGAUUACCAAACUUGCAAAGAUGCAAUUGGAAAUAAAAAUGUGUGUACAAGAUAUACUGGCAAUUAAUAAUGUAUUUGGAAUUAAGAUGAACUACUAUGUGCUGAAAUAUAAGAUGAAGAAUUUGGCGAAAUAACGACAUGCGAUUCUAAUUUAAACAUUAAGGCAUGUAUUUCUAUUAGAAAUGCUCUCAGAAAUGUAUUGCCAUGUUUUUUUUCUUAUGAUACAGAUCUUUGUUAAGAGGCUCCUUAAUAUGUAGAAUGUGACUACUUUGUUGGAAAAGGAGUGAUAAGUAAAUCAGUAUGUGAGAGUAUAAAUCUAACUUAGUAAAUUUGUGAAUAUUCUGAAAUUAAAAAUACUUGUAUAAAAUCAGAAACAAAAUUUGAAAAUUGUGAUGUUUCAAGUAAGAAUGCAAAUAAUAGAGCUUGUUAUACUAAUACAAAUGGAAAUUGUCGAUGGGAUUCAUAGGCUUAUAAAUGUUAUGAAAAUUACACUGAAAUUGCAGAAUUAAAUUGUAAUGACAAUUUAAAUAAAAUUCUAUGUUCUUAAGUAGAAAAACAGGCAUGUAUGUGGGAUGAUAUAUUAUAUUAAUGUUAAGAAUUUAAACAAUAAACAUCUUAUUAAUUUGAGAAUUCAAAUAAAAAUGUAAAUCAUCUUUAUAAUGAAAAAGCUUGUUUAUUAAUUACUGGAGCUGGAUAUUAUUUUGAUAAAGAAACAAAAAAAUGUAUAAAAAUUGAUGAAAGUAUUAAUAAUUUAAGAUGUGAUCAAUAUUAAAUGAAUUAAUAUGCUUGUUUAUAUUAAACAAGAACUCAUGAAUGUUUUUAUGAUUAAAAUGAAUAACCUCCUAAUAAAUUAUGUAAAUUCUUUGAAGAUGAAUAAUCAUAAUGUUAAACUUCUAUUUUAAUUAAUAUUGAAGUCUGUAUGAAUUUACCUAUUGCAUGUAUUUUUGAUGAAAGUACUCUUUAAUGUUAAUCAUUUUAAGUACAAUAAACUAUGACUUGUACAUAAUUAUUCAAUUAUUCCUUAAAUAAAAAACAUCAUAAUAAAAUUUCAUGUGCUUCUGUAAGUUCUAGUUUAACAGAAGUAUUUGGAGAAAAAUAAUGUUCUGAAGAAAAGGAAGAUUUUUAACAAUGCAGAUUUGAAAAAUAUUGUUAUUGGAAAGAAUAUACAUGUUAGGUUUUCAAACUAGUAAUUAAUUAUUUUGAUACUGGAAGAUCAAAGGCCUAAGAAAGCAUUGGUUGCCCUAAUGUUGAGAUAGUGAAUAAUUGUCCUAAUGAAGUUUUCUAAGCCAAUUCUAAUUUAUAUUAAAGAAAUAAGCCAAAAAUUACAAUAAAUAGCUUUUGGGAAGAAAAAAACUCAUGUAGAUUACAAAAAUUUUUUACAAUAUUUGAAUAUUCGUUUACAUCAAUUUAAAACCCUUCAGAAACAUGCAGAAAUUAAUUUUGUUCUUAUUCUCAAUAAGAAUUUUGUAUGAAUGAAUAUUCAAAUCAAAUUACUGAAAUUUAUUUUGAACUUUCCAAUGAUUAGCUUAACACACUGGCUUCAGUCACUUUAGAAAAUUCAUCUAAUACAUUCAAUAAUCUUUGUGAUACUCAAUUCGAACCUCCAUAUAAUCAGAUUCUUUCAGAUAAUUGUAUUUAAUAAGAUAAUUACGCUUUAACUCCUUGGUGUAUAUUAAUAAAAAAUAUUAUUAGAGUUUGUCAUUAAUCCUUUUCGUAAGCUCUUUGCCUUGAAUUAAAUUAAGAAGGAUGUUUUUUUGAUAUAAAUUAGGGAGGCUGUCUAUAUUUAACAAAUAAUGAACAUAAGAUACCUAAUUGUUCAAGUAUAUCAAAUAAUAAUUGCUAUAUAAGUUAAAGCAAGAAUGCUAUUUGUCAAAAUGGAAUUGUUGUUAAAUAGCCAGGCCCUUCUUGUUUAAGUAUUUAAAAGGAUCAAUAAACCUGUUAAAAUAUUACAACCUAGCUUUCUAGUUUUAAUUGUAAUGAAAUAAGUGAAGAAAUUUCUUAACCAAUUUUAUGUGCUAAGGCUAAUGAUUAUUGUAGAUUUGAUGGAAUAAAAUGUGUUAAUACUUUUCCAAAUCCUUGUGAUUGCAAUAAAAGCUAUAGUAAAUUAUUAUGUGACCUUUGUGAUUGUGAUUAUGUGUUCUUAGGGUAUUGUUAAAAAAAGGGUAGUUUUUUGCACCCUUAAUUAAAUUAAGAUUGCUCAAAUAAAUAUUAUUUAUGCUAUGAAGUCAAUUAGUUUGUCAUAUAAAACAAUUAAUAAAAGGCUUGCGGUUUAGUUGAUUAGGCAUGUAAAUACACAAAUAAAUGUGAAGAUGCUACUCAUUCUACUUGUAAUGAAUUGAUUGAUUUUGUUGUAUCUUAAUAAGCAUGUGUAAGAUGCACAGGUUUUUCUAUGAUAUAUGACAAAAUUAAUUAAAAAUGUGUUCAUAUAACUCAAAAUAUAAAUUAAUGUGAAAAUCUGAACAAAUAAGCUUGUCUCUCGUUUUCCUAUAAUAUUAAAUGUUAAUGGCAGAAGUUUCGAUCUUAAAAAUGUAAUUUAAAGAAAUAUGAAUAUGGCUGUAUUCCAAUUUCAAAUAUCAAAACAACAGAUUAAUUUGAUUGUUUAAGUUUAAAUUAGGAAUCUUGCAAUUAAGAGUAAAUAAAUUUAUGUUGGUUUAAUACAGAAAGUAAAUUAUGUGAAAAAUUUAAUCCAUUAAAAGGAAAAUGUGUUUCUUAUAUGAAUUAAUCAACUUGUAAUUUAUCUAUGGUUGAAUCAUGUAUAUGGAAAGAUUUAAAAUGUUAAAUUGAAUUGAUUCCAUAGAAAUGUGAAGGUUUAAAUAAAUAUGGAUGCUUAAAUUUGUAAUAAUUACCUUGUGUUUGGUCUGAUACUUUAUUAAAAUGUGAAUUAGCUAAAUUCAUUGAUAAACCAGAAAGUUGUAUUUCAUUUUUAAUUAAUUAAUCUGAAAUAUCACAUAUGAAUGCUUAAACUUGUACUUAAAUUAAUGUUAAUAAAAGUUGUAUAUUAGCAUAAACCUAUAAGUGUAGAGAAAUAUAAGAACCAUAACUUUAUCAAUGUGAAACUUAAGGAUUAAAUUAUAAUGCUUGUCUAUUAAAAACUAAGAAUAAUUGUGCUUUUUUAAAUAAUAAAUGUAUAACAAUCUAAAAUGUCAAUGAAGGUUGUAAAGAUUAUUUAAAUUAAGUAGCUUGCUUGAUGUAGGAUGCAUUCUGCAAAUUUAAUAAAGGGGUAUGCUCAGAUUUUAAAUUUAAUUCUAUUAAUGAUAUUAUUGAUAAUAAAUUUGCACCUUAUUCAAUAAAGGUUUGCUAAAUUUUUAAUGAGGAAAUAGGUUUAAUUUAUAGUGACAUUUAGAAGAGAUGUGUAAAAGUUGAUAAUUUAAAUAGAAUCUUGACUGACUGCACUGAAUUUGGAAUUAACAAAUACACAUGCUUAAACAAAGUAUAAUCUUUUUGUGAAUUUAAAGAUAAUAAAUGUUAGCAUAUUAACCCUUCAGAUAUUACAAUUUGUUUAAAUACAUUAAACUAAUUUGCAUGUACUUAAUCAAGUAAUGUAUUAUGUAAAUUUUAAAAUAAUUAAUGUAAUGUAUUUAGUGAGACAAAUGAUUUUAAUUGUGCCUUAUAAUAGUCUAAAUAGCUGAGUAAUCCAAAAAUAUGUUAAGCAGAUAAAAAAAAUCCAUGUUUCUUUAAUGGUAAAACAAGAUAAUGUCAAUUAGUUGAAGAAAAAUCAAUUCAAAUAGAAUGUUAUGGAUUAAACAGGAAAGCUUGUAUUUUUAAUUCAUAAGAAUUGGUUUGUCUAUAUAAUGAAACUGAUAAGAAAUGUGAAGGUUCAUAUGGAUAUUCAAAAUGCAGCGAUUUAGUAAAUAAAAAUAAAUGUUUAUCUAUCAUUACGAAAGGACAAAGUUGUUAAUUUAAUGAUACUGAAGGUUGUCAAUAUCUUGAUAAAUCAGAAGAUAUUUUUAAAUGUGAAAAGUAAAUUUAAACAAAUCCUUAUACUUGUUCCUAAAGUUUGGAUGUUCCUUGCUUUUAUGAUAAACAAAAAAAAAUGUGUAUUUAAUAUACAACUUUAGAAAAUCUUAAUAGUAUUACUAAUUCAUCUAUUAUUUCGAACUACUAAUUAUCUAACAUUGAUUCGUUUAACAAACAAACUUGUGAGUAAUUUUAAAAAGAAAUAUUUUUACAAGACUCUCAACUAAUUUAUAAAGAUGUUCUUAUUUUUUGGAAGGAAUCUUGCAUUUAAAUUCAAAGUGCAUAAUUAUUCUAAUUAUAAUGCGAUUAAAAUGUAAAUAUGAAUGCAUGCAUUAAUAUUAAAACUCAAUUUUAAUAUUGUUAAUAUAUAAAUAAUAAAUGCAUAAAUGUUGAUUUAAAGGAUUAUAUAAAUACACCUUGCGAGUCUAUCAAAAAUAUAAACUCAGGUGCUAUAUGUGCUUAGACUUUAGAUGUUGCUUGUUAUUUUGAUCCUUUUACUUUUAGUUGCAAAAGUCUUAAAAUUGAUUCUUCAGAUAUUCAAUAAAUUCAGUGUGUUGAUAAAAAUCCUGAAUAAAAAGGGUAUAACAAGUAGGCUUGUAGUCUAGAUUAAAAGAAUUGUAUAUUUAAGGAACAAUGUUAUAAAAUUAAUAAGACCAUUAUACAAUUUUGUGAGGAUGCGACAGAUAUAAUUUAAUGUUAAAAAGUAUAAAGAGAAGGAUGUUAGUUUUAAUAAAAUAGAUGUAUUAAGAUUUAAUUUUCUGAUUAUUACUCACUUCCAUGUGAAUUAGCUAUUAACAGAUAAGGAUGUAUCAAUAUUUAAACGAAGGGAUUGUAUUGUUAAUAUUUUGAAGAUAAAUGUAUGUCUCGCGAUUUAAUGGAUAUAAGAUAAAUUGAAUGUCUCGAAGUCAAAAAUAUUAAUCACUAUUCUUUUUGUGAAUAUCCUCAAGAUGAAGGUUGCAUUUAUAAUAUCUUAUCUUAAUCUUGUUAAAUUGUAUCUGCAAUGGAAGAUCUUAUAUGUUAAAGAGGAAUAAAUAGAAUAGCAUGUUUAAAAUAAACAAAUAGCUAAUUAAAUUGCUAAUUUAUAGAUUAUUGUUAUGAUCCUAAUUAUGGGAUCUAAAAGUGUACUAAUCCAAAUAAAAGUUUAUGUUGUAGAGAGGCAGGCUCAAUAGAAAAUUGCUUAAAUUAACAACUAUAUAAAUGUUAAUGGAAUAAUAAUGAAUGUUAAAAUUAUUUAGAUAGUUAAAAUUCUAGAUGUGAUGAUAUCAAAUUCUCAAGUUUACUUACUUGUAUUUCUAUAUAGGAUAAUUUUUGUAUAUAUGAUUCAAUAAAUCAUAUAUGUAAAUCUAUUGAACCUACAUCUUGCGAUUAAUUAUAAUCACCAAGUUAAUGUAGCAGAAUACUGACUUUACCUUGUAUAUGGUACGAAGAGGAAUAAUAAUGUAUAUAUCUUGAAAUUUAAGAUGAUAAAAAUGGUUAUAUUUCAAUGAUAAGUUCAGCCUAAAUGAAUUGUGAAGAUAUAACACAUUAAAAUGGAAGUUAAAGAGCUUGUAUGAAUAUUGAAAGAUAAGGGUAAAUGUGUAUAUAUAAAGAUAAUCAAUGUGCAGCUUUUGAAUAAGAUGAAACUAAGAAUAAUUGUUUAGAUAAUAUUAAUAUUAAUUCUUGUUUAUAACAAAAAAUAAGUGAUUGUUAUUGGAAUAUCUAAUUAGUUAAAGUCAAAAAGACUAUUUAAAAUAUUGAAUCAGAAGAAAAAUUUGGAAACUGUAUUAAAUUUGUUUAAUAUGAAUCAAGUAGUUGUGAUUCUAAACUUAGUUACACAUCUUGUCUAAAAAUUAUAAAGGAAGGGAUAAAUUGUAGGUGGAAAAAUUAAUAGUGUUAAACUAUUGAUGAUAAAGAAUUAAUUAUAUUUUAACCUUCAUAUCUAUUUGAGGUCAAUGUAAAUGCUUGUGGUUUAAUAAAUAAUGGAAACCUUGUAAAAUAUGAUAAAAAUAUGAGAUUCUGCAUUAAAGUUGAUGAUGUUUAGACUUUAUCAUGUCUAACAGAAGGAUUAAAUAAAGAAGCUUGUCUAAAUAUUAAAUUUUAAAAUUGUUUUUGGGAUCCUACAAGAAGAAAAUGUAGAUAUUAGUAAUUUUUAAUAGAUGAAAAAUUAAAUUCUUGUAAAUUAUAAAAUUUGUCUUCUUAUUUAUGUUCAUAACUAAAAUUAGAUUUACCAUGUGGAUUUAUGAAAGAUGGCUGUGAUUUUGUUGAUUUAGACUAAGUAAAAUGUACUUAUGAAGGAUUGAAUAAAUAUGCUUGUCUAAAUAUUAAAAAAUAUCCUUGUAUUUGGUUAAAGAAUUCAAAUAAUGAAAAUUAUCAUUGUGACGAUUAUUUAUAAUAUCUUCCUUGUGAUUAAAUACCAUCAAAUGUUAAUUCAAAAGUUUGCUCUAUUGUUAAAGAAGGUGCUUGUUAUUAUGAUUAAUAAAAUUUCAAAUGCGAAAUUCCAAAUGAGGAUUAAAAAAGUUGCUCAUUGACUGGAUUAAAUAUUAUUGGGUGUGUUAAAAUUGAAAAUUGCUUUUUUGAUUAAAAUUGCUAAUUAUUAAAUAAAUAAUAAUAUAUAUGUGAAGAAUUUCCUAUUGCUAAUAAAUUAAUUUGUAAAAAUGCUGUAGAUUCUUGUAAAUAUAAUGAAUUUUAAUAUGGAUGUUCACGUGCUUUCGACGAAUUUUGUUCUAAUGAUUCACUAAGUGAAUAAGGAUGUUUAAAUUAACCAAACUGUGUACUUUAAGCAUAAAGAUGUCAAUGUAAAAAGUUUGUUGAAAUUUAUGAUUGUACUGAAAUUCAAGAUAUGGAUAAAUGUAACUUAAAGAGUCAUUGCAAGGUUUAAUAAUAAGAAAAUUAAUAAAGUUUACAAUGCAUACUAAAAUAGUGUUAGGAUUAUUCUUCUGAUGAAUGCGAAGGAAAAUCUUUUCUAAAAUCAAUCUGUUAUUGGAGUAGUUCUAAUGAAUGCUUGUCAGCGUAAAAAUGUGAUGAUAUUGUUAAACCUAUGUUUGAUUGUUUUAGAUACGAAUUUAAUGAUAGACCUUGUUAAAAGAAAAUGAAUUCUAAAAUGUGUGAAUAAUUUAACUGUGAAAAUUUUAGUAAAGAAAAAUGUUUAGCAUAUGAACAAUUUUGUAAUUUUGAUUAGACUUGUUAAAAAAAUUAAUGCAAUUUAUAUUAAAUAAUGGAAUCUUGUAUUAUAAAUAACUGCCAUUGGGAUUCAAAAGAAAAUACUUGCUCUGAAUAAAUUAAUUGCUCUAAAAUUUAUGAUGAAAUUGAAUGUAAUAAAUAUAAAUACAAUUCCAGACCUUGCCAAUGGAUAGUUAAUGAAGAUAUUAAAUAUUGUACAUAAUAUAGAUGCAGUGAUUUAGACAAAUCGUAAUAAUGUUCUGGAUCACGUAUUGGAUCAGAAUUUUGUGUUGAAAUUAGUGAUUCUAUUUGUAUAUCUUGUGAAGAGAUUUUUGAUUCUUGUGAUUGUCUAUAAUAUUCAAAAUAUUGUAGUUAUGAUAUAAAAAAAGAUAAAUGCACUUCUAAGAAUUGUGAAUCUUAUUUAACUAAAGAAGAAUGCCCUAUAAAUUAUUGCACAUUUAUAGAAUAGGUAAAUUAAAUUAAUAUUCUUAGAAAUGUUAAAUAUAAUGUUAAUUGAUAAAUAAUUACGACUCAUGUUAUAAUAUGAAUUAUUUAUGUGAAUGGAGAGAGGAAAAUCAAAAGUGUUAACCAAAGUGUGAAUAUAUAUUUGAUGAAGAAAUGUGUAGUUAAGUAGAUUAAUGCUCUUGGAAUUACUAAAAAGAUAAAUGCUAAAACAAUGAACCUAUUAUAAUUGUUAAUCCUUUGGGUUACGGAGAAGUUAUCAUCACAGGCCUAAUAACUUUAUGCAUAUCCUUAAUGUGA